GAGAUGUUCAUUUGAUUGUUGUGUGGAGGAGGAGCUCGCUUGAGCGUCAGCUGUUGUGUUGUGCUGCUGCUGCUGCUGCUGUUGUUGCUGCUCCUGUGAAGAUGUCCAACGUUGCUGAGCAGAUUGCUCAGUACCAGCGUAAACUGGAAAAGUAUGCCAAGACCAAAGAGGCUGAUAAGUUGCUGUACUAUAUUCAUAAGCUGAAGUACUUAAAUGUCACCGUUAGUCACUUAGAAGAAACUGGUGUUGGUCGGUCAGUCAAUUCUCUACGUCACCAUGAGGGGUUGGUAGGGGAAAAGGCACGAGCCCUUGUAAAUAAAUGGAAGGUAAUGGUGAAAGCUGAAGAGGAGGAAGAAGAUGAUGAAGAAGAAAUAAUUGAUGAUGAAGAAGAGAGAGAACAAGCAAGUGUGGAGGCACCUGAUGGGGGUAAUGGAGCACGUGAAAUAGACAAAGAAAAUGACAAUAUUGAUGAGGAUGAUGAGGAGGAAGAUCGAUUACAAAUAGAAGAUGAGGCUCAUAAAACUCUGGAGUUUGAAGAUGAGGCUGAUGGUGAUGUAUACAGGCAUCCAGAUCGUUCCUCAGAAAGGAACAGUGAUGGUGGAUACACUAACUGCGAGGUGGAUUCGAAUGAUGAGGGUUCGGUGGAAUUUCCAGCAAAAUAUAAUCCUAAGACAUCACAAAGAGAUUACCAGAUGCACAUGUGCACAUCUGUGCCUGCUGAAUAUGUUCCAUCCAGUUCUAGCUUAGGAAGCCCGAAAGCUGUCUCAGGUUCAGUUUGGAAGGAAACCUCACCAUGUGAGUCCUCUGACAGAAAGAAUGGAAGCAGGAAUAAAAGUUCCUCUAAAAAGAGCAGCAGAGAUGAUAAAGAAAGAUACAAAGAAAAGGAGAGACAUAAAGACAGAGAGAAAGACAAACAUAAAGAUUCUUCAGGUAGUCAUGAUGGGAGAAAAAAGGAACACAAAGAAAAGCAUAAGGAUAAGCAUAGAGACAGAGAGGAGAGAAAAGGGGAAAAGGAGAAAGUGAAAUCACAUAAGGAGAAACAUAGAGAUAAAGACCGGCACAGUGAAAAGCACAGAGUGGGUAAACAAAGUGAUGAAGAAUAUAGGGUGAGGUCAAAUGCAGAGGUGGAGGAGAAGGGAAUUAUCAAUGGUUUCAGCACUCCUGAGGUUGAGAGGCGAGCUGUUGAUACAAAACGUGAUUCCAGAGAAUGUGACAAAAGAAAUGAUGAAAAGCGGAAAGAUAAAAAUGAAAAAGGCAACAGUAGUCACAGAAAGGAAGAAAGUUCGGGUAGAGACAAAGAUAUUAUAAGAGAAAAUAAGAUAAGUGAAAGUAGCAGAGAGAGGGAAAGUAGUAGAGAAAAAGACAGCUGUAAAAUAAAAGAAAAGCAGAAAGAGGAAAAAUAUAGAGAUAAACACAAAGACAGUGCUAGUAGCAGUAGUAGUAGUAAAAAAAUUAAGCAUAGGAAAGAAUUAGAUAUGAGAAAAAACCAUGAAGAGCCAGAGGACUCAGAGGGUGAUAGAAAAGACAGCAAGAAAAAGAAGAAAAAGAAUGAGGUUGAUGAAGAUGCAGGCUUUGGUGCAGCUUUGAUGGGUCUUGAUUCUCCAGUGAAGAGAAAAAAAAAGAAAAAGAAAAAAGAUACAGAGAAGGAAAAAGAAAGUUCAGACGAGGGAUCAGCCUGUCAAACAACACUGGAGUUCACUGGAGGCAUUCCCUUUGAAAUUCUUCGGCCUGUACUAGAAAGAGCAUCCCCGCAUCAACUCCUUAGCCUUGAAGAUUUCAACAACUAUCUCUUAGAUGAUACUAAUGUACUUUGGGAAGUGCAUUGUAAGAGGGACUUCAGGAAUAAGAAACUAGAGGAGAUGGAAACCUGGCGGGAAAUGUGGAUUCGCUGUUAUGAGGAAAGAGAACGAAAGCUGAAGAAUUUAACACAAAAUCUUCAGCAGAAAUUUGUAUCAAAGGCUGAACCAAAGCGAACAACUAAACUGGCAUUUGUUGAUACUGCUGUCAAAGUACCAAAAAGUGUUGCUCGUGCCCAGGCAAAGUGUGGAUCAUCGAAGCCCUCUGCAACUACUGGAAAACCAGGGAAAGCUAAUGAGGCUAAGUAUGGAACAGCUGUUCCUUCUGCAACAGCAGCAAAACCAGGGAAAGCAAAUGAGGUGGCAGCACGUAAGACCGCAAUGCAGAAUGCACAGCGUGUAGAGAGGGCAGCUAAUAACCCCCGACCUGUCUCUGCCAAAAACAAGAAAGUGGCACCACUUAUGGCCAAGACCCGACAGUUCUUCAAGAAAGCUUUCCGCCGUUGAGACUCCAUCUACAUUACCAACAGGCACUCCAACUUUACUGAUUCAGUCUCAAGGCUCUUCAGCUUCAGUUCCCUGUAAAAGCCAUCCAGAACUGCAAGGACCAAGGAUACAAGAACCUCACCUCGUCAAAUCUGGAGAACAUAGACAUACAGCUCAUCCUUUCUACAGGCCACUCUGCAGGUAUAUCUGAUGCACCAUUUCAAAAAGCAAUAAAAGUGUUCCCACCAUUGCAUCCAACACCAUCAGACUUGAUCAUACUACAGCACUGCAAGUGUCUCCAUCAUACCAUGGGGUGGUUGUGACCAGAAGUAUGUGGUUGGGGAGACCUCUUGCAGCCUACACAUCAGGUUGCAAGAAAACCAGUAUACAGUAGGGCCCCAUUUAUACUGCAGGUUAGGUACCAGGCUACCUCCGUAAAGUGGAAAUCCCCGUAAAGUGGAGCACCAUUUUUUCCACUUACAAAUGGAUAUAAAUACUAGAUAAUAAGUUUACACUAACAUAUAUUAAGUUAUCAAUAGAACUAGGCAUUAAAAACAAUAAAAAAGUAAAAUACACAUAUAGUACACUCAUUACUUACCUCAAAAUAUUUGUGGUCUUAAUCUAGGGUAAGAUGAGUAGUAUUUAUUGUAAGAAAUAGUGUUGUAUGUAAAGUAGCCAGCCAGGUACCAAACCAGGCCACCCCUCCCACACAUAAUAUUCUGUAACAUUUAAGCAUUCCAGAGCUAUAAAAUGUAUAUACAGUUCUCUCAUUACUUGCCUAAAAAUAUUUGUAGUCUUAAUGUAAGGUCAGAGGUGAGUAAACAAGAUAAAAACGAAUAAAUGAGAGAGAGAGAGAGAGAAUGAGUACAUGAGAGAGGACAGGCGCGGAGUUAUGUAAACAAACCAGGCAUACGCGAGUUUUGUAAACAAACCAGGCGAACACCUGGUUUGUGUACAAGUUACAUUGUGUACAAGUUGUCUCUGUUGAUGCUGUAGAAUAAAUAAAGAGGAACACUCCCAUUCUCAUUUAACACCAUUUUUAGAAGAAAUGACGCUCUGAGUGAAGGCAUACGAAAGGAAUAAUUUUCUACAGUUGCCCCCAGUAACACAUUUUCUCUGAUGUUGGACUAGAGAAAAUGUUGCCGUCACUCAUACAAGUCGUCUGGCUACCACAUCUCACAUUUAUGUUAAUUUAUUCUACUGUGGGGUGUAUUUAUCUUUAUAUGUUACAUAUCAUGUUUAUUAUAUAAUUUUGAAAAAAUAUCAUAAAUGGAUUAAUGAAAAUGUGUAUAUUAAUGUAAUGUACAUUUAAUGAGACUCGGUGAUUAUUAUUGAGUAUUAUCAUUACUAAUAUGGCAUCUUGAGACAAAAGACACUGAUUCUAAUGUGUACCUGCAUGCCAACACAGUGUGUAAGUUUAUUUAGGUACAGGUAUACAUAAGUAUAAUUAUCAGAGUAUAUAUAUAAAAUAUGAAAUAAAUUUUAAAAACACUUGAAAUUUUGGAGUUUCCAGAUGUAAUGGGGAGACGUGGUGCUUGCGGAGUUCAGGGAGAAUGUAAAACCGGAUGGGGCACGGUGACUGUAUAAGAAAGUCAGGUGAGGGGAGCCGUAUAGCGAGUAUUGGUCAUAAUUUGAAAUGUCCAUAUUAGCAUAACGCCAUAAAGCGAAACACCAUAAAGUGGGGCCCUGCUGUACCUGCAAGAUUCAAAACACAAAUAACACUUGCAUUAUUUGUUGGAACUAGACUGCAAACCAGAUGUCUUGUUAAGAUGCCCAACUGGUCACUAUGCAGAUGCAUGUACUUGGAAGAUGUUCUAUUCUGUACACAAAGUACACUCCAGCAGUGUUCAGUUUUCAGUUUAUCCAAACCAUUUGUUCAGCUCGCAUAAACAGGUCAUCAAAAAGAUGGUUUGUCUCCCUGAAAUCCCCUUUUCUUACACUAUACCCAUGCUAUGACCUCGCUCCCCCAACUGCUUUUAUAAAUAUACUUUUUGUCCGUCCUUGAGUAUUAAUUGAAGAAGCCUGUUUCACAAGCAAAAUGUCUCAAUAAAGUUCCUUUCUGCAAAUUGCCUAUCUUUUCCAUUUUUCUUCACGAAUUAAUCUGUCGUACCCUGGUAUAUUUGUUGUCAUAUAGGGGUUUGAUGGAAUGUGUCAGUGUGUACUGUGUGCAGUUGGGUUUUUUAUAUGAUCGUUAGUGUUAUGAUUUUUUUAUUUUUAAAUGACACGAUUCUUUUUCAUUUGAUAUUACCAUCAUGAUGUGACACAUCUUUACAUAAUAAAGUAUUGUCUAAGGUGAUAUUCUCUUAGGCCUUUGCAAUUUUCUUUUUAUGAGGGUGUCAUUGCAUUCUUGAUGUACAGUGCUCGAGAGACAUUAAAUGUGACAGGUCACAGACAAAAACCUUUGUUUAUGCUAAACUGCUUGGUUCUGUCUUUAAAUGACAAUUAGCAUUGAGACCUUGUUGCAGAACCAUAAAUUUCCAUUGAAAUUACUGCACCAUAUUUGAGAUCUAUGUGAUCUUGGUUCUCUUUGCAAGUGAACAAACCAUUUUUCUCGACCAUAAUUUUUCAGGAAAAAAAAAUAAAAUUUAUGAAUCUUCAA
Messenger RNA from Cherax quadricarinatus, 4881 nucleotides. NCBI's taxonomy places the organism in Eukaryota, Metazoa, Arthropoda, Malacostraca, Decapoda, Parastacidae. The record is from RefSeq and is a predicted model, not a curated record.